Molecule: messenger RNA, 2594 nt
Organism: Durusdinium trenchii
Lineage: Eukaryota; Dinophyceae; Suessiales; Symbiodiniaceae
Source: the annotation of a GenBank genome assembly
GGAAGGGCUGUGGUUGGCCUUCCGCCCGCAUCGUUGUCUAUAAUUCUUAUCCAUGUUUGCGAACCAGCAAGUUGCUCGACAGUAGCUUGCUGGUCCUCGUUAUCGCCCUCGUUUUCGAACCUAUUCGGAGGUGCUUCUCUAAAUGCGAUGCAGUUCCUGAUUAGUUGCUUGCUUUCAAUUCUGCUUGCGAACGGCCUAGAGGAAGCCAGACAUGGGCCUCGGCUGUCGAAUGUAGAGGUGCGGUAUGAUGCAGAUCAUCAGAUCGAGGAAGGGAGGCCUAAAGAACAUAGACACAGACAGAUCCCGGUGACCUCAAAGGUUCAGAAGUCACGCGCCAAAAGUGAGACUGAGGUGAAUUCGAAAGGAAGCCUGACCCACCGAAAGCCAGUGAGACAUUCGAAAAAAGCGCCUGAGAGGAAGCAUACCAACCGGAGAAUGGAGGCACGAGGACAAAGAGUCCUCCCCGUGACUUUCUUUCAGGAAGAGUCGGAACAGGGACCAUUUCACCGGCCCGAUGAGAUGCGUAUUGUCAGAGAGACUGGGGAAAUGCCAAUGGCUGGCAGGGAUGUGGCCGAGCUUCACGAAAAGGAUGACUUGGACCUGGAUGACUUGGAGGAUCCAGCUGCGGAGGGAGAACCUGAGGAUAGUGAUGACUUUACCUUGCCACGAAGAGAUGAAAAGAAGGAGGAACUCCCUGCACACUCCGAUGAUGCAUCUGUGGUAGAGUUGUCCACGCCCUCCAUUGUAAGACGUGAGGUGGAGAGAACUGUGCAGCGCUCUGGGGAGAAUGUUCUUGUGGAUUGGAUGGCAAAGAGGUUUGGCUUGGACGUGCACACCAAGGUGGCACACGGAGGGCGGAAUAUGCUGCUGUGCUGUUUCAUUCUCAUUCUCGUUCUGGCAGUUCUUCUUGGGCUGAUGUUCUUGGCUACUGUGAAGGCUGACACGGUCAUCAAGCGAGCACCUCAUGCCAUUGUGGAACCCACAGGUAGCGAGUUAAAGGAAAAGAAGGAACGUGUGAGCCGACCAGAGGGACCCUCGAAAAGCCUGGCAAGCCUGGUUGAGGGGAGUCUGGGUCAAUGUGCUGUGCGAAAGUCAAAAAAGGACGACAAGGAUCCGCACAACUCAGAUUUGGGGCCUUCGGGCGGACUUCGGUCGUGCAUAGAGGCGCUGCCCGUGAGUGCUGCACCCCAUGUUGAAAAGCUGCUUCCUUCUGCUGGUGGAUAUGAUGUGACUUUCUCGAAGCCCAUGAGCAGCCGCUGGCUGCUCAGACUUGAAGCGGUGAUCCAAGAUCCAGCUGACACUGAACCUCUCCAAUCACCCCUAACUCGGCGACCUUGUGUUCUGUACACGGCUCAUGCUUCUCGCAAGGUUCACGGAGGUAUGUCAGUGCCGCUGGCCUUUGCUUCGCAGCACAUGGACUUUUCGGUGACUUUGCGGGGCUCCCCUUCCGUGGUCAUUCGAGUGGCCGGCUCUGAAGUGAACCUUUUCGCUACGAAAGAAUGCGAAUUUGCAGAGGUUUUACCUUUUCCAUGUGCUCCAGAUCAUUGGCAAGACUUUGUCUCUGUCCAUCUGCCUGGAGCAGGAACCGGAUCGUCGGACAAUCAUGCCUUGGAGAACGAGCUAAGAGCAAAAGGUACCGCUGUGGAGUUUCAUGAAUGCUGCUUGAAGACAGGAGACACAGUGACCCUUGUAGGAGAGCUUUUGAGAUCAGCCAAUGGCGAGCUGACGCUGCAGCCCUUGAGCCGGGAGGUCUCCUGGAAGCGCACAUCUUGGGAAAGAGCGGGGAUCGGAGAGGAGGACAUAUUGGAACUCCUCGAGGCCAGAACGCACGUCCUCAUCAGUGAUGACCCAACCCUUCUGAGCUGAUCAUUUGCAUGCACUGAUCACGGAGCAUCCAAAUUGUCUCAUAGAGAGAGACUGGCUACCGACGCGACAAAAUGAUGCGAAGUUCUCUGUCAGCUGUCAAAAACACUGGUUGGUUUAUUGUAUACAGUGCCCGCAAUGAGAGCGGGUCUCUCUCUUUCUCUCUCGCUAGACUGACAGCCUGAAUUGGACAGGUGCAGCAAAAGGCUGGACUAAGAGUUCGUAAUCUCGAGGAGCAGAUGGCACAGCAGCAGAAACUGCAGAAGCAUCUAGCUCUGCGGCACACGAUGGCUGCCAAGCGGAAUGUUGAUGGACUUCCGGAAUUACCUUUGGCACGAUGGGAGGAGCAACCAACCCUUGGACCAGUUGGGGCUUCUCCAUAUCCGAUGGUUUCGCCAGUAACCAACUUGGUGGCACCUGUGGCAUCAUCCUCGCCCACAUACUGAAGCGCGCUGCUUGCAAGUACUUGUACAUCGUGAACGCCCAAUGUGUCUCAAGGUCAAAGAACUUUGCAGGAAACACUGAAAAGCCCGAAAUGGUAGGGCCAAGGUGUUUGUAGGACAAUGCAACAAUGCAGAUCGCGUGAAGGGCAAAAGAUUCUGCCGAGCUUCGAGUAAGGUUUGUGUUUUGCUGAACUCCAAGUUACAAGUAUGGCUUGUCAGGGAACACCGACUAUGCCAAGCCGCGGCUGAAUCAUUGCUUGCUGUUCAAGUGCCAGUUUCAGCUCAAGC